Molecule: messenger RNA, 4867 nt
Organism: Ogataea polymorpha
Lineage: Eukaryota; Fungi; Ascomycota; Pichiomycetes; Pichiales; Pichiaceae
Exons: 1
Coding region: 1-1398 (465 amino acids)
Cellular component (GO): cytosol
Molecular function (GO): argininosuccinate lyase activity
Source: RefSeq, a predicted model, not a curated record
AUGACUGAAAAACCAGCGGAGUCGAGACUUUGGGGCGGCCGUUUCACGGGAGCGACCGACCCGCUCAUGGACCUUUACAACGCGUCGCUGCCGUACGACCAGAAGAUGUAUGCGGCGGACCUCGAGGGCACCAGGGUGUACACGCAGGGACUGCACAAACUGGGUCUUUUGACCACGGAGGAACUGUCUGAGAUCCACCGGGGGCUCCAGCAGAUCCACAAGGAGUGGGCAGAUGGCAAGUUUGUGGAGAAGCCCGGCGAUGAGGACAUUCACACGGCCAACGAACGGCGGCUCGGCGAGAUCAUCGGCCGGAAUAUUGCUGGCAAGGUGCACACGGGCCGGUCCAGAAACGACCAGGUGGCCACCGACAUGCGGAUCUAUGUCAGACAAGAGCUCAAGAAGCUGGCUGUGCUGCUGAGGUCGCUGAUUGAGGUCAUGGUGGCACGUGCCGAGAAGGAGAUCGACGUGCUGAUGCCAGGCUACACCCAUCUGCAAAAAGCGCAGCCAAUCAGAUGGGCGCACUGGAUCAGCAUGUAUGCGACGUAUUUCACCGAGGACUACAAGCGGUUGCAGCAGCUGAUCGAGAGAGUGAACGUUUCGCCGCUCGGCUCGGGUGCUCUUGCUGGCCAUCCGUACGGCAUUGACAGAGAGUUUCUGGCCGCAGAACUCGGCUUUUCGGGCGUCAUUGGCAACUCGCUCGUGGCCGUCAGCGACAGAGACUUUGUCGUGGAAACGAUGUUCUGGUCGUCGCUGUUCAUGAACCACAUCUCGAGAUUUAGCGAGGAUCUGAUUAUUUAUUCCAGCGGAGAAUUUGGUUUCGUCAAGCUUGCGGACGCGUACUCGACCGGCUCGUCCUUGAUGCCGCAGAAGAAGAACCCGGACUCGCUGGAGCUGCUGCGUGGGAAAUCUGGACGUGUUUUCGGUUCGCUGGCCGGAUUUAUGAUGUCAAUCAAGUCGAUUCCAUCCACCUACAAUAAAGACAUGCAGGAGGACAAAGAGCCGCUGUUUGACAGUCUGACGACCGUGGAACACUCGAUUCUGAUUGCGACCGGCGUGGUGUCGACGCUCAGCAUCGACGCGGCCAAGAUGAAGGGCGCUCUGUCGAUGGACAUGCUGGCUACCGAUCUGGCCGACUAUCUCGUCAGAAAAGGUGUUCCGUUCAGAGAAACCCACCACAUCUCGGGCGAGUGUGUACGCAAGGCCGAGGAGGAGCAGCUUAGCGGCAUCGACAAGCUGACUUUGGCGCAGUUCCAGCAGAUCGAUCCAAGGUUCGAGGAAAACGUUUUCGAGACGUUCGACUUCGAGGCCAGCGUCGAGAGAAGAACGGCUACCGGCGGUACCGCCAGGAGUGCGGUGCUCAAGCAGCUGGCACAGCUCAAACAGACACUCCACAAAUAAAUACGGGUGUUUAUUAACUAAUAUUCCACGGUACACAUCAACUAUAGUGCUCCACCUUGUCCAGGUCAAUCAGCUCCUGCGGAAGGUUGUCGUACUUGGGCCGUGCUCCAAAACUGAAACUCUCCAUCCGUGACUUCUCCUCCUUCAGGAGCGGCGAGCACAGACAUUCGUCUGUCAUUGCGGGCUCUGCUUUGGGCGACGAAUGCACAGAGCUCACGGGCGAUCUCAGCGAGCUGGAAGAGCGGCAUAGGACACUGGCGAGGUCAUCCUGGAUGGCCGCACCGGUGCGGCUCAGCGAUCUACGGUGCUGUCUGGGCGAGGCGGGACUGGAAUAUUCUGAUGCGGACGACGGCCGAUGCAGUGACUGGUGUCUUUGGUGCGGUUUGAGCGAGAGCUCGCCAAAAGAGCUGGCUAGCAAAAUCGUGCGCGGCUGCUCGUACUUGUCGUACUUGAGCUUCUUGCGGCUGCCGGCAUGCUGGAGCGGCGACACGUCUGCCUGCCAAAGGUUUUUUCCGUCGCUCUCGUUGUCGGAUUCUUGGAUCGUCGGGGUCUGAGGAGUGUUUAAAUAAUUAGAGCUUCUGCGACACUUCUGCGGCGACUCCUCUGGCUUUGGGAAGGAGUAGCUGUUCAUGGCGCGUUGACAUUCUUCCAAGUCGUACGCCUCUGUGACGGAAGCUGAAUACAUGCUAGUUGGAUGCCUCUGGUGCCUCUGGCGAAAGCUGGCGUUUUAAAUACUGCACCAGGCAGCUAGAGGACAUGCAGUUGAUAGCGUGCAUUUUUUAAGCGACACACUGUCAAGUUACGCUUGCAUCCAGCACCCAAUCAAGGAUUGUUGCAGCUGAACUAAAAAGCAAAGUGUCAAUUAUGUAUCGUAGCCUACAGAUACGACCUGCAGCAGGGUUUUUCUGUUCUUGCUAAAAACAAGCGAAUAUGCACGAGAACUCGGUAGCGAGAUUCCUUGCAGCAGUGCCAACUACAAAAUGACAGGACGAGACGCACGCAGUGCCAAGUCGUUGUCUGCGACAGCUACACAGCCUUCCACAAUUAUCUCGCACAUGAGUUUCCGCUUGGCGUAACCCCGUACUCCAGUUGCCACCUAUUUGCGGCUUCUGUGACGGCAGAAAUGGUGUGCAGUAGCAAGUCUGGCGAUUCGACACAGAUGCUGCAGAACAGCACUGAUUUCAGAAAUGAGGGUAUGGUCUCGUCAUGAUUUUUGAGUACAUCCGAUUGGUGCACAGCAUCUCAUUGUCAUCAUACAAAUCUCCAGCACUUCCAACUGCACUUUCUUCACCAAAAGAACGCGUACUUGGUAGUCACAUAACUAGUGUCAAAAAAAUUUUCCAGCUUUUAUUUCGAGGUCGUGCGCCGCCCGCACAGAUUCGGUAGCAACCAUAAUCUAGAACGCGGGGCUGCUCCGGAACCAUGGGGACCAGCUCUACUGCUUCUUGGGCGGCCACAGCUGCCUAAGCAAAAAUCCAAUCACAUCGCGGUCGUCAAAGUACUGGAUAUGGGACCCCACCGCGCUGAUCAGGUCAAUGUCGAAGUAGCCUUGCGGCAGCGAGUAAUCCACCCGUCCAGUGCGAUUUAGCCCUUCCAACAGCUUCCUGACAUUGUCAGGGAUUUCCUUUUGCUCGCUAAGCUUCGGAUUCUUAUCCUGUUUCUCGCCAAGCUGGGCCGCAUCACCAAGUCCUGCAAAAUUGAUAGCCCGACGCAAGUACUCGUUAUUUAUCAGGUUAUUCGGCAGCUCGGCAAGAGACUGGAUCUGCGAGUUGAGGCUGUCAUCCUCAAAAGAAAUGGUUUCGGGCUUGAUGCCCGCAAGCAACGAAUGCACCAGAGGCUCGACUCUGUAGGCCACCGGGUCCGUUGGGUAAAAAAUAUUGUAGUAGUUGUUGACUUUAGGAGAGCUCACAUUGUUGCGGCCCGCACUAUCGCGGGCCCGGAUAUUGUGCCCCUGAAUAAGCUUGAACACGCCAUUCGGCGAGCCGAGUCCAAAGAAAUUCUCCACCGGGAAUUUGAGAUGUUUCUGAGGGUCGAUGUCCUCCACAGAGUCCGGUUGGGAGCACAAAAUAUCCAGACAGAUGGCAGAGCCUAACGAGUGGCCAAGCAGGGAUAUCUUGCCAUCGAACUGCGGAUGGCGCUCCAUAUACUUGUCGUAAAUGGCAUUGGCGUACUUGACGACGCUAGACAGAAUCUGCUGCUUGAAACGGGGCUCAUAAAAAAGUAAAAUGUCCAUAACCACGUCUGCUGCAAGAUGUCGUAGUGGUGUGAUGGCAUCGAUAUUGAUUUGGUUCAGCGUGGGCAACCGCAAAUGUCCGUCCUGCUCGUAUUCGUCAAAUACCUUAUCUAGCGAGAAGUCCACGUCAAACCGCCAGAUGAUCGGCAGCACUUGCACCUUGCAGUUGCUAAGCUUUCCGUCAUUUUUGUGUCGCGCAAUUUCGUCUUCUGAGUAGGCCAUUUUCACGUAUUUGGGGUUUUGGGUGAAGAGCUGCUUGAACUGUCUUCUCAUGUUGUUGCAAUCGUGGGCAAAGUUGAUAGACGAGAAACGGUAGCUCAGCGUCUGGCCAAUCCCGUGGAUGCACAGAAUCAAAUGGUCCACUUCUCGGUCGCCAGAGUUGGCUAUGAAAUUCGGGCUUGUGUAAUCUGCCUCCAUGUCUUUCUGGAAUCGCUCGUUGCUGGCCUGUCCCGUCCAGCUCUUCAUCCAGGACGUCAGCAGGUCCUUCUCUUCGUCCAUCUUUUCCUCACGGGCCUCCUCGGUUUUUUUCGGCUCCGCUUUCUCGUAUCCCCGGGUGACAGUGUCUGCGCCCAGAACCUGCUGUGCUGGCAGCUUAUAGAAAUUUUUGAUCUGAAGCUUGCCGACUUUCGAGCCCUUUGAGAUCAUGAACGCCGUCUUGUGAUCUUUGAACACCGCAAUCUUGUCCUCUUUCUCAAAAUCGGUCGCUUUUUCGAACGGCCACUUCUUCCCUUCCCGCUCGUACAAAUUCACCUCCGACGUGAUCUCAGCCGUCAAGGGCUCAUUCGAUGCCUGCGACUCGUUAUAUGGACCCAAUUCCCUGUACUUCUGCUCCAACUGGUCCGAAAUUGGCGCCGGAAGCGGCAUGUUGUCCAGAAACCAGAGUCCCCUGCGUAUCUCGUAAGCAGGGCCCUCCCAAUAGGCUGGCCGCAUAAUCAUUUGCUCCAGAUUGCAAUCAAACAAUUGGUCCUCAUUUACUGCCACCUCCCUAGGACUCCCUCCCUUUUGCCAGGAAAGAAAUGCUGCUUCCAGGUUAUCAGAAUCGGUCCUAGCAAACGGGAUGAAUUUCCUGGGACGUUCCGUCUGCUUGUAAUCGAACCCUCUGGGCUUGGAAACGGGGAUGUCGGUGGCAUAAAACCAGCGAAUGGCAGCCGACGGGGUCGAAUACCGUCGUAUGGCAAAAAGGAAUCUCAUUUGGCCGCGACAGAUCUAAAGUGAAACGAAAAAAUAUGUUGGGCC